This is a messenger RNA of Scomber scombrus (Atlantic mackerel), 1734 nucleotides long. It is a transcript of the gene plaua, whose product is annotated as plasminogen activator, urokinase a. Gene Ontology annotation, biological process: regulation of cell adhesion mediated by integrin; plasminogen activation. Gene Ontology annotation, molecular function: serine-type endopeptidase activity. Lineage: Eukaryota; Metazoa; Chordata; Actinopteri; Scombriformes; Scombridae. Bases 168 to 1394 code for a protein of 408 amino acids. The transcript has 11 exons. The record is from RefSeq and is a predicted model, not a curated record.
GAACAACUAACAGUGUGAGUCUCAAACCUCUCACAACACAAGUUAAAGGACACAGAGACUAAAGAACCGAACAAAGACCUUCAUCAGGAUUACAAGUUUGGAUUGAAAGGCUGCCGUCAGACAAAAAACAUCCCCAAUAAGAAGAAGAAGCGAAACCCAAAGUGAAGAUGAAUCUGUUAGUCAUCCUCACCCUCCUUGGAGUAUUCAACAUUAAUGUGGCUUUUUCAAGAAGACGGUCCAAAGAGAGAUCAUCAAGCCCUCAAGUCAUUCACAAAGAGACGUGUCUGUCUGGCAAUGGGAGUAGUUACAGGGGAACUGUUUCCAAAUCAGCCAGCGGCCGCAGGUGUCUCAACUGGUCCAGGUUUGAAAACCUUUGGGGAAUUGGCGACCACAGUUACUGCAGGAAUCCUGACCAGAGAUUGAAGCCAUGGUGCUAUGUCCGAAAAAACAGAAGGGUCGCGAAAGAUUACUGCGAUAUUCCCAAAUGUUCACCAUCAACAGUCAAACCUCCCCCUUCCACGACAACAGUCAAACCUCCCCCUUCCACGACAUCAAUCAAACCUCCCCCAGCUGUGGAUACAGAGCUGACAUGUGGUGAGAAGUCCGAGCGCAAGAUGAAUAAAAUUGUGGGUGGUUCUUUCACACGAAUCGAGUCGCACCCAUGGGUCGCUUCUAUCUUUAAUAAAGGCGGCUUCCUUUGUGGUGGAUCUCUCAUAGCACCAUGCUGGGUACUCAGUGCUGCACACUGCUUCUCUGAUGGUGAGGGGACUAACAUCAAGCAUCUGUCUGUGUACCUGGGGAAGAGGGCCAUCAAUGAGACCGAUGACAUCAGAGAACAGAAUUUCACAGUGGAAAAACUGAUCGUCCAUCAAAAAUACAACGAGAACAACUUCAACAAUGACAUAGCACUGCUGAAGAUCAGAUCUAGAGAUGGAAGAUGUGCGGUGCAAUCACCGUCUGCACGGAUAGUUUGUCUUCCUCCAUCUCACACUCGGCUUCCUGCAGGAUUUCACUGCAGCAUUGCAGGAUACGGGAAGGAGAGAGUUGGGGCGUGGCGGUACUCACAGAUACUGAAACAGGCCGAGGUAAAUCUCAUCUCCCAGACUGACUGCAGGAGUAAAUCUAUACACCAUAGAAAUCUCCUCACUGAAAACAUGUUUUGUGCUGGGAGCCCUGACUGGAGCACUGAUGCCUGCAAGGGUGACUCUGGUGGUCCGUUGGUGUGUGAAGCGUCUGGCCGGAUGUUUCUCUUCGGAGUAGUGAGCUGGGGUGUUGGCUGCGCCGAGAAGAACAAACCAGGUGUUUACACGCAAGUCAGCAACUACAACCAAUGGAUCGCAGACAUAACACAGCUUCCCGAAUACACAGCAGGAAAACUGUAUCCCACAAAAUGAAGCUGUGGCAGAAAGUUACCACUCGGGCAUUUCAUUUUUUAAAGGAAUAUUUGGCAAUGUUGCGCGCGCGCGCGCGCGCGUGUGUGUGUGUGUGUGUGUGUGUAAGCAGUGGUAGAGAGUGGCAAUUGCUAUAAAUGUGAAGGAUUUGCUAAAUAUAUUUAAUUGUAUAUAGUGUGUCAUUUUCUAAUACUGUUUUAAUUUUUUUAUGCUAAAUUUAUUCAUAUUAGGAAUACGGAUGUAAAAACAAGCUAUUUGAAAGUUAAUUUAUCUAAUGAAAUUUAAGAGGAAUGUCCUCAUGUUGAAGGCUGGCCCUACUAUUGAGCAAUAUUUUGUAAUAAAU